Daldinia childiae is the source of this 501-nucleotide messenger RNA. RefSeq lists its product as uncharacterized. Lineage: Eukaryota; Fungi; Ascomycota; Sordariomycetes; Xylariales; Hypoxylaceae. Bases 1 to 501 code for a protein of 166 amino acids. The record is from RefSeq and is a predicted model, not a curated record. The transcript is spliced from 2 exons.
AUGCGUUACCAAGCUGCCGCUGCCACUGCUUUUGUUGCGGGCUUCACAUUCUUCCAGAGCUGUCCUGCUCCUGUCUGGCACCUGGUACCCGCCAUCGCCGGUAUUGUCGUUCAAGUCCUCGAGAUCAUCGUCAAGGAGAUCGACAAGCGGGACAUUACUGGCGAAGACGGGUUCGAAAUCGAAGCCAAAGUCCAGCUAAACAAUGAGCUCUACAACCGAGGCAAAUAUUGUAUGGAUGUUCCCAACGGUGUCCCCGAAAACGUCAUCGAGAACUGCUGCAAUUCUCUGAGGGGCGCACACAUCAAGGUAACCGGAGAUAACCCUAAGUCUGGCAUCAAGAUCACGGGUAUCCCCUACCCUUGCAUUUCUGCUGCUCCCUGGUUCGAUGGAGUUGGAACCGUCCCGUUUGCUUGCGGCGACGACUGCCUUCAGUAUGCAGAUCUAACCAACGACGAGUACACUCAGGUGCGCAACGCGUUCUUGAGCAAGGCACACAAAUAA